AUGUCUGGUCUAUCUGCAGCUGGUUUGGGAUUUUCAUGGUCCUCUAAACCAACUCAACAAAAAACAAACGACAAUAAAAAACCCACAUCGAAAUCAUCAAAAUUUUCUUCUCAAAAUCUCAGAGCCCAUUGUUUUCCCCAAGUUCCAAAUUUUCUCUACACCCAUCAUCUCUCUUCCUCAGCUGCAACCUCACCCUGUGGAACUCUUGAAAAACCAGCCAAGAUUUUAGCAAAUCCAUGGCUUAUAGAAAGGCUUGUGCUUGCUGAUUUGAAUCCUGCUACAGCAAAGCUGGCAAUAGGGUUUCUUGGCCCUUUUUUGUCUGCAUUUGGGUUUUUGUUCAUUCUGAGAAUAGUGAUGUCUUGGUACCCUAAACUUCCAGUUGAGAUGUUCCCUUACAUAAUUGCUUAUGCGCCGACCGAACCGUUACUCGUUCGGACGAGGAAGAUUAUACCGCCGUUGGCUGGAGUUGAUGUUACCCCUGUUGUCUGGUUUGGUCUGCUGAGUUUUCUCAAUGAGAUUUUAGUUGGCCCACAAGGGCUUCUUGUUCUUCUGUCUCAGCAGGUUUAG
Striga hermonthica is the source of this 567-nucleotide messenger RNA. Lineage: Eukaryota; Viridiplantae; Streptophyta; Magnoliopsida; Lamiales; Orobanchaceae. The record is from the annotation of a GenBank genome assembly.